Molecule: messenger RNA, 672 nt
Organism: Fusarium musae
Lineage: Eukaryota; Fungi; Ascomycota; Sordariomycetes; Hypocreales; Nectriaceae
Exons: 3
Coding region: 1-672 (223 amino acids)
Biological process (GO): protein targeting to ER
Cellular component (GO): signal peptidase complex; membrane
Source: RefSeq, a predicted model, not a curated record
AUGGCCAACGCCGCUGAAAAAAUCUCGGUCUAUAAUCUUGCUGACCUCAAGAACACAUCCGACGAUGCUAUCCCCAACUACCUAAACUCUCUCAAGUUCCGCCAGUCUCAUACCCUCACCGAUGUUCGCCUUGCGCUCGGAUACACUGCUUUCAGUGUUGCAGCUGCUUGUUUCCUCUGGGACUACAAGCUAGGUUUUGAGAGCACGAAAUACUACACAGCUGCUGCCGUUACGCUCUACACCUUGAUCAAUGGCGCCUUGACACUAUGGAUUAUGUUCCGUGAAAAGGGUGUUGUGUACGAGGGAACUUCACCAUCUGGAGAAAAGAUCUCCAUCAGCAGUUCUACAAAGAAGAACGUCCCCAUCUACAACCUCACCAUUACCGUCACUGAUGAUAACUCGAAAUCCACCGUUCACAAAAUCUCCAAGCCUUUCAGCGGCUGGUUCGACCAAACUGGCCAAUUUGUUGCUGUUCCCUUCCAGGAGCUCCUCGCCAACUCAGUACCUUUGAUCGGCAAGCGAGACCCCAAGCGUGUUACCGUCUCUAAGGAGUUGUUGGAUGCCAGCCCCGAUGUUCUCGAUGCUAUUCUGGCUGCGAACGCCACUGGUGCCGAGGCCGCAUCCACACCAGAGGUAACUGAGAAGAAGGGUGGCAAGCGACGCAAGGCGUAA